UUCUGUCCCUUGGUUUAUGUGGAUUUAUCUGAGAAUCAGCUUAGUGGAGAGUUUUUCAACGACUUAAAUGAAGCUCAGAAUCUCAGACACCUUAAUCUUGCACACAACAGAUAUUCCAAAGAACAGUUGCUGCACAUUGGUAUGCUUUCUGGUUUAGAGUAUCUGAAUUUGUCUGCAAGUAAUUUGAUUGGCGAAAUGCCUGGUGAAAUUUCGAUGUUGAGUAAUCUGAAGACACUUGAUCUCUCUAGGAACCAUCUUAAUGGCCAUAUUCCUCUUUUAAGCAUCCAAAAACUCCAAGUACUAGAUCUUUCCUAUUACAAUUUAAGUGGUGACAUCCCAAUGAAGCUCAUAGACAAGCUACCAUGGAUGGAGAGGUUUAAUUUCUCUUACAACAACCUUACCCUUUGUGCAUCAGAAUUCUCCCCUGAAACCCUCAAUUCAGCUUUCAUCGGCUCAUUGAACAGCUGUCCAAUUGCUGCAAAUCCUGAUCUUUUCAAGAGAAGAACUCAAAAGCAUCGGGGCCUCAAGCUUGCCGUGGUGUUAACCAUCUCCAUGGUCUUUUUGCUUUUGGGAUUGCUGUUUUUAGCCUUUGGUUAUCGAAGGAAAACCAGAAUGUGGGAAGUGAAACAGAAUUCUUACAAAGAAGAACAGAAUAUAUCUGGCCGCUUUUCAUUCCAGACGGAUUCAACCACUUGGGUUGCCGAUGUUAAGCAAGCAACAUCUGUCCCAGUAGUUAUAUUUGAAAAGCCUCUGUUGAAUUUCACAUUUGCAGACCUCUUGUCUGCAACUUCUCAUUUUGACCGUGGCACAUUGUUGGCUGAAGGUAAGUUUGGACCAGUGUAUAGAGGAUUCUUGUCUGGUGGGAUUCAUGUAGCUGUCAAAGUUUUGGUUCAUGGAUCCACCAUGACUGACCAAGAAGCUGCUUGAGAGCUUGAGUAUCUUGGUCGAAUAAAACAUCCCAAUCUUGUCCCAUUGACUGGAUACUGCUUGGCUGGAGAGCAAAGGAUUGCUAUAUAUGACUAUAUGGAGAAUGGAAACUUGCAAAAUUUGCUUCAUGACCUCCCACUUGGGGUUCAAGCUACAGAAGACUGGAGCACAGACACGUGGGAAGAAGAUGAUAACAAUUCCAUUCAAAACAUUGGCUCCGAAGGAUUGUUAACAACUUGGAGAUUUAGGUACAAAAUUGCACUUGGCACAGCGCGUGCGCUUGCAUUUCUCCACCAUGGCUGUUCUCCUCCUAUUAUACAUCGAGAUGUCAAAGCAAGCAGUGUCUAUCUUGAUCUGAAUUUGGAACCAAGAUUAUCUGAUUUCGGACUAGCUAAAAUUUUUGGCAACGGUCUGGAGGAUGAGAUUGCUCGUGGGUCUGCAGGAUAUGUGCCACCAGAAUUUCUUGACCCACAGAUUGGGCCCCCUAAGAAUCCAACACCUAAGUCUGAUGUCUUUGGAUUUGGAGUCAUUCUUUUUGAGCUGAUCACUGGGAAGAAGCCUGCAGACGAUGAUUAUCCAGAUGAAAAGGAAGCAACUUUAGUUAGUUGGGUGAGAGGAUUAGUGAGGAAGAAUGUAGGGUCAAGAGCUAUUGAUCCAAAAAUCCAUGGUACUGGACUAGAGACUCAAAUGGUGGAAGCUCUGAAGAUUGGAUAUUUGUGCACUGCUGACCUUCCCUCAAAGCGACCAACUAUGCAACAAGUAGUAGGGCUCCUGAAGGAUAUUGAACCUGUUUCAUAGAGAUUGAGCCAAAAAUUUAGAAAAAAUGAAAAGUCCACUUCUUGGCAAAUUUACCUAUCUGUUAAUUUUUGUUAUGAGCUCUGUGCUUGCUUCCAUUAAGAGGUUGUACAGUAGUAUGGAUUCCAUUGAAAUGUUUCCGCGUUUCUUAUUGCCUUCUCAUUUUAGUGGGAGGAGGACCUAAUUUAUGUGCACAGGUUUUUCUUUUUGAGUUCAAAAUUCUCUUCAUACCACCCUCACUUGAA
This is a messenger RNA of Coffea arabica (coffee), 1967 nucleotides long. The record is from RefSeq and is a predicted model, not a curated record. Lineage: Eukaryota; Viridiplantae; Streptophyta; Magnoliopsida; Gentianales; Rubiaceae.